Messenger RNA from Paramuricea clavata, 756 nucleotides. Lineage: Eukaryota; Metazoa; Cnidaria; Anthozoa; Malacalcyonacea; Plexauridae. The record is from the annotation of a GenBank genome assembly.
AUGGAAAAGAAAAGAAAAAAACCCGACCCUGUAAAUCUUUCGGCGACACAUGAUCUGACAUCUAUGGACAGCAGCACUUCCGAGCACAAGCGACGCAGCAAGAGGUUUAAGUCGAGUUCUUUUAUUAAUAUAUGUGUCAUUUGUGGUUCAGAUUGUAAAACCGUGAAGCAAAAGAAAAUACAUAAAUUAUUGAGAGUUUGUGAAAAGCUGAUGGCUCAAAAAUUACUAAACACUGCCAUAUUUUUUAAAGAUUGUGUUUAUACAGCCACAGCGGCAAUGUAUGAACCCGAAGAUGUUUUUGCGGCUGAUCUCUACUAUCACAGCUACUGUUAUAAAGAUUAUUUCAACAAAUAUAACGCUGAUAUAGAAGAAAUAUUAAAAAGCCUUGAAGAAGAAGAUUCCAUAACCGCAGGAGACGAGUCAUUCAAGGAACAGUUUUUAGCGCUGGGACUUGAUUUUACCACCACUGCAUGCAGCCUAACUUCUAUCAGAGAGCGACUAAAUGAACAUUUAUCAGUACCAGUUUCGAACAGAGCUGUAAAACAUUUAAUUAUUGAAUUGUAUGGAGAUGCUGUCUGUUUUACUUAUCCUAGCAAUAAGAGAAUCUCUCAAAUGGGAUUUUCUGUGAAGAGUAAUCCUGAGUCCUUGUUGGAGUCUAUGCGGCAAGUUUCACCUGUCCAACAGGUUGCAACCGAACUUGCACAAGAGCUAAAGGAUUACAAAUUUGGACUGGAACGGAGCUUUUGUGAACCCUGA